This is a messenger RNA of Cynoglossus semilaevis (tongue sole), 2013 nucleotides long. RefSeq names its product keratin-associated protein 10-10. Lineage: Eukaryota; Metazoa; Chordata; Actinopteri; Pleuronectiformes; Cynoglossidae. The record is from RefSeq and is a predicted model, not a curated record. The transcript is spliced from 10 exons. Bases 395 to 1348 code for a protein of 317 amino acids.
UGGGGAGGAGGAGGAGGAGGAGGAAGAGGAGGAGGAGGAGGAGAAGGAGAGAGAUUAACAUUUUUGUUUUGUUACAGCUGCAGAACCAGGACUUUUUUUUCUUCUCUUCAUUCCUGUUAGUUCCACCCAUCAACAGUAGGCUGCAGUAUAAGUCUCCGUCCCCGUCUCCCACGGCACAUCAGCACCAGUAGAGCUGCAGGUGAGGGGGUUGAACCUUUCACUCUGCCACUGUAGUGCAGCACACAGGCGUCUCCUGGAGGGAGGUGACAGACAUCGGCACAGAGGGAGAAAGGGAAGACGGGUGAGGCAGAGCUCCUUCACUUCAACCACAGCUGACACAGUUCCUGCGUCUGAGGCGUGACAAAGAGCCGUCCUCUCCUCCGCCACCGUGACCAUGGUCUGCUCCAACCUUCUGAAAGACACAGGCAUCAUGCGCCUCCUACUGGUGGGACUGCUGAUGGGGUCUGUGUCAGGUCAGACUACUACCAUUGGAGCCUCCAGCAACUCCACCACUGACAUGGUCAACAACUCUACGGACUUCAACGUGUCUUCUACAGCGGCCCCCACAUACCAGUCCUCCACCCCCGGAGGUUGGAACAGUUCAACCACCUUCACUACUGGGAUGACAAACACCACAGGUGACGGGUCAAUGACGUACGAUAACAUCUACUGCCCCUCCUUUUCGUGUGUUUACUCCGAAUGUUACGCCACGUACAUGAGUCAGAACGACACGACGUGCCCGGCUAACUGUUUCUGUCAGCUGUUGCGGCAGACGGAGGUCAACUACGUGGCCAACUGCAGCGCCUCCUGUGCCGUCGCCUGCAAUGGAACUCUGACCAACUGCAGUACAAACUGCUGCAACACCACGGGCUGCCUCAACGACACGUUUGCAUCCAUGAUGACAGCGCCAACCACAGUAUCCACGACCAUGCAAUCGACCACCAGAGUCACCACCACCACCACCACCAGACCUCCAACCACAACCGCCGACCAGAGCAAAAUAUGUCACGAUUUCACCUGUAGUGGUGCGACCUGUUACAAAGAGCCCAGCAACCAAGGUUCAACCAGCAGCUGUUCAGGCUCAGAACUGACUCACUGUCAGCUGAAACAGGGGGAACCGGGCCAGUGGUCAGCGAGCUGCUCCACCAACUGUUCUGACGUCACGUCAUGUGGCAGCAGUACUAACAGUAACUGUCAGCUGGAGUGCUGUACAGCCACGAAGACCAGCUCCUGUCUAAAGCUGAACGGCACGUUGAUCGUCCCCAACAUGGCCACCAGGGGUCCUUCUCUUCACAUGGAACUGAUGGUGUCUUUAGUUGGUAUGUUGACCCUCACUCUGUCUCUGUGAGCCGUGGCCCUGUGGCUGUAAUGGGGUCAUGGGGUCAUGGGGUCAUGGGGUCAUGGGGUCACUCCUCCUUCCAGAGUAAGUUCUACUCCUUCAUGUAUUUCAGUUAUAAUCAAAUAUGUGGCUCUGCUGAUAUACCUGUGGAAUCAUGUGCCGCUUCACUUAUAAAGUUUACUUUGUCUUUUUUUUUUUGUUAUUACUUCAUUUCUUUGAAAAGAUAAAACAGUAGCAAUGGGUUAAUCAUAAACUGCAGGGUUUUUUUUAAAUGCAGUGUAAAUGUUCUGUGUUCAUACACAUUAAAGCUCUUUUUAUUUUUAGUCAAACAUCCUUUGGUUGCAGUAUCUGUAUCUUUCGGGGGCCAACUGUACUGUCGUAGCCAUGACCUCGCCGUUUGACACCCUCUCACUCACACACUUCAAUUUCAUACCAAUUCAUCAUCAUCAUCAUCAUCAAGAAUCACUGAGAGUCUUAAUGCACUUUAUAAAUCUCGCCUGUUCAGAAGGUUUAUGAUGGAUUCACAGUGAAAUGUACAACAAUGGAAACUCUGAAUAUUUUUUUCUUUUUUCUAAUCCCCUGUGGACCAUGAGUUGAAAGUAAAAAGUACUUCACAAAAUAUAUUUUGGUAUACUGGUCACAGGAAUGAUAGAUGAAAGAUAAAAUCAGAAUGA